AUGGCACCAUCCAAAAUCAAAAGAGAGGCGGAUCUGACCCCUCCACCCCGAAAAGUUCUUGGUUGUUUCCAGAAUGACUCCGAGAACAUGGGCACGUCGUCAGCACUUGAUAGCUUUGCCAAGCCGGCCCUGAAGCCUCUCGUAUCAGACCCAAAUUGGAAGCAAUGCGAACACGAAAAACGUUUGGAGAGAGUUAAGAUCAAGGAGCAAGCUGCGAGAAUGGCCGUAUCAGCUUUGAAGAAAAUGUUGAAUACACUGAGCCGGCACCUUCUGGCAAUUCCGCCUUGCCAGACUCGCAUCGACAAAAUCCAUGAAAUACUGGCACGCAAGAAAUGCCAUGAUCGGACACAAAGAUUUGUUGCCCUCGAGUAUUUGGAGGGCUUCUACUUGCUAACCCGCUUAACUGGGCAGGCUGUUCCGACCGAAGUCAGCUAUAACAAAUCCUUGGACAAAGAUAAAUUGUUCCGAGCUGAGGUGGUUUAUAUCACCCAGGCCGAGUGGCGCGAGGAGCUGGAGUCACUUUUUGAAGAUCUUCGUGCGGAGCAAGUGUCUGCAACUGACGAGGACAACGAGAUCGAUGAGGAGAGAAACGAACGCAUUAAUCAGGGUCUUGACAAGAUCAAGUAUGUCUACCCUCACAUCAAUACACGCCAAAAGCUCGAGUCCGCGUCCGUCGAAGACCUACUCACAGAAGUCCGAGAUGUACUCGGCUCGACGAAGUUGAUCGAAAAGCAUACACGAUCGGCGUUCUCCGAUGAGAUUCGACAGUACAUUGAUUCCGGCGAACAGAGUAGCAAGAAAACCCCCCAUUGGUGGCCACUCAUCAAGCUUUGUCGGGUUUUCGUAAAGAGCUCAGUGCUAGAACCGGGUGUUAUUCUGGUAGAUCUGCCUGGCAAUCUCGAUAGUAACGCGGCCAGAUCGGCUGUUGCAGAGAAUUAUUCGAAAAACUUAGCCCUCACUUGUAUUGUGGCAGAUGUCUCCCGAGGAAUCAGUGAGAAGAAUGCGGCUGAGUUGCUUGAAAAGUAUACCAAGCGUAACCUUCAACUCGACGGUCUUUAUAAUUCCGAUUCGCUUUGCUUCGUGCUGUCCAAGACUGAUCGCUCCUUCGAUUACGCACAAUACGCAAAACAAUAUCCUGAGCUCGGUGACAUGGUCUCUCCAGACAUCAAAAAGGCAUGGAAGCUCAAGGGUGACAUUUCUGGACUAGAACGCCAGCAUGGUUCACUUGUCAAGAGCCAUAAGAAGAAUAAAAAGGCCAUGGCAGAGCUCUCCGCCAAUAUCAAGAACCUCACAUCCCGCCUGAAAGCUUUGUCCAGCGCUUCUACUCCCUUCGCUUCUGCAAGAAAGCGUACUCUCAGCGACACAGAAGAAGCUUCAACUGUUGGCAAAGCUUCAGAGGAGCAGGUGGAGCUGAGGACCAAAAUCCCUGAGCUCGAAAAAGAACUUUCUGAACUGAAGACCACAACCGAAGCAGAGGCCGAAAAAUUGCUGUCAUUUGCACGCAGAAUUGCCCACCUCGAGAAAGCUCGCAUCUAUGCUCAGUCAAGAUUGACAGUCCAGUGUAUUCGGCACCGCAAUGAGUUGUCGCGCGCAGCGAUCCGUGCUGAUUACGAGACGACCCUGCGAGAGAUGGGGCGCCAACCGGUUAAUCAUUUGCAGGUAUUUCCCGUCUCAGCGACAGUUCAUCUUAGGUACCAAAGUUCAGAAAAGAGACACAUAGGAUUUCCCAAUAGGGAGGAUACCCACGUCUCUGCACUUCGAGAUUGGGUCCUUGGAACGACUCUUGGUGAUCGGGAGAGAUAUGCCCAAGCAUUCCUGGACGAUGUCGACGAUUUCUUGGCCUCAAAUCACCCUUGGAUUAUGGAUAAGUAUGGUGAGAGCAAAAUGCCCGCAGAGUUGCGAGAGCAAUGGGAGCCGCAGAUGGAGAGCUUGGUCGCCGAUCUUGAAGCUGACCUGCGCAAUCUCACCAUUAAGACGGAGGCUACACUGAAGCAUAUUGUUCAGACAAAUGUUUAUUCCGUAGUGCCUCAAGCUGUGAAACCUGCGGGUGCGAAGGCGAGGGAUACCGCAGAAUACUGGGCUAUGACCUGCCAUUGGGCUACCCAUAAGAAGAUCAACAGCAAGAGAGGUCUAUGGACUGAUUCCAAGGGCCGUAAUCAUAGGUGGAACCAUGAACUAGUUUAUGACCUUACCACUCACAUUGUCAAGCCAUGGGACCUCGCCUUCUACAGACGGUUUCCUCAAGAAAAAAUCAACUAUGUCGACGCUGGAAAGGUACUUGUCUCCGAUUUUGCACAUGCAAUCGCAAAUAAGGACAUUUUCCCGGAUGCCUCAGAUGGCAUCGAUGUUCUGAAGGACCACAUACUUAGAACACAGAAUCGCUUACGCAACGAUACCGAUACCGCCUUCGACGAGAUGAAGAAAGUCAUCAAGAAGGCUCAUAAAUUAGCCGUCCCUGCUAUUAAGGGGUUUCUGGAGGAAAUGUACGAGCAUUGUGCUUCAGAGUCAGGGCGAGGUUUCUACGCCAGAAACAGGAUGUACAUCGACGACUUCAUGACUAGCAAAGGAGUGCAUAUGCACCGUGUGGGCAAGAGAGCAAUCAAAAGCGAAUUGGAUCAACUCCUGGACAACGUUCCAGCCAGACUUGGACAAGGGAACGCCUUGAUUUUGCAACGAAUUCGAGAGGAGAUAAAGCAGUUCUUUGACCGAAACAGUACUGACGGCAGCCGCACCAGUUCUCGAAAAGUGGUGUCGAAUGCAAAGCUCCUCAUGCAGAAAGACAUUCUCGUUGAUAUCAAUAACCUGGAGAAAGACUGGAAGUUGUCAGUGCAAGAUGAAUUACUUCCCAACGACGACGAAACCGAAGAUGAGAUGACGUUUGAUGACGACCUCUUUGUUGACCUCAGCAAGGAUGACGAUGACGACUACAGCGAUGAAGAGGCAUAUUGAUCUCAGCGAAGUUUGGCAGGUUGCGAAGACGGCCCCAGAUGCUUAUCUGGAUAUGGCAAUAUUACCUGCAACGCCAAGCAUUUUCGAUCUUUCUUCAUUGUAUUUCAUCACCCCUUUCAUAACACCUCGUCGCACUAGUAGAAACGGCCUUGGUCGGAUCGAAGCCUGCCUCGAGCUUGCUUACAACACUUUCCCCACUCACAUGAAAUGUAAUAUCAAUAUCGGAAGUAUCCACGGAGCAAGUUUUCCUUUGUUUCCAUCAGCACGAAAUGAGCAUACGGGACGAAUGGGCAAAUGGGAGAGAGAUUCAGGGGAAGGCGCUAGGGUGGGAAAAGGUUCAUCAAGGCACAGUCAUUACAAACUUGCAACAGAUACGAAAUAGAGUUAC
Messenger RNA from Hyaloscypha bicolor E, 3337 nucleotides. RefSeq lists its product as uncharacterized. The transcript is spliced from 10 exons. Lineage: Eukaryota; Fungi; Ascomycota; Leotiomycetes; Helotiales; Hyaloscyphaceae. The record is from RefSeq and is a predicted model, not a curated record. Bases 1 to 2949 code for a protein of 982 amino acids.